Messenger RNA from Didymodactylos carnosus, 870 nucleotides. NCBI's taxonomy places the organism in Eukaryota, Metazoa, Rotifera, Eurotatoria, Philodinida, Philodinidae. The record is from the annotation of a GenBank genome assembly.
AUGGCACAAGGUCAAGGCAGUGGCGGUAUGAGUUUAGGAAUGAAAUUUAUUCGCUUAAUCAUCUUCUUGUUUAAUAUCAUCUUUUUUCUAAUUGGUAUCGUACUAUUGAUAAUCGGUAUUUACGUGAUGGCGGAUCCAAAAUUACAAAAAUUAAGACCAGUUUUGAAUAUUGAUUAUGCUAAUGUUCAACAAGGUUUAUCUUAUGUCGAAAUAUUCGCCAUUAUUCUCAUCGUUAUUGGGGGUACUUUGAUUUUAAUUGGUUUUCUUGGUUGUUGUGGUGCCAUUAAAUCGUUUAAAUUUAUGCAUAUUCUCUAUGCAUUUAUUAUCGGUAUCGUUAUUUUGGCGGAAAUUGGUAUUACCAUUUAUUUUGUUUCGUUUCAAUCAAAGUUUAAACAGAAGUUAGUGCCGAAACUACAAAUGUCUAUUACGAACGCCUAUGCGGGACCUCCCAUCACUCAAGGAGCAAAUCCCGGUCCAGUCUCAUUAUCAUGGGAUUUUAUACAAUACAAUAUGCGAUGUUGUGGUGCAGUGAGUAAAUUUGAUUUCAACAGCACAACAGUUUGGACUCGCGUCAAUCCAUUCAAUUCAUCAGCACCUCAACUCGCUUAUCCUUUAACAUGUUGUCCGAUCAUGGCUAAAAAUAAUUGGAAUAAAUUGCCACUACAAGAACUAAGUCAAGCUCAAACAUGUGCCACCUAUGAUGAGGAUAAAGUGUACACACAAGGCUGUUAUGACAGUUUGAUGACACUAGUUUCGUCUUACAAAAAACAUACGAUUAUUGGAGCCGUUGUCAUUUUAGUUGUGGAAUUAUUGGCAUUUAUAUUUGCCAUAAUAUUAUAUCGAAGAAAAUCCGACUAUCACGCAUUAUAG